UCCAAAAAAGACCAGCGUUUCUCUGGAGAGGAUUCCAGCCGCCUCUCUGCCGCGCACUCAGCUUUGUCCGUCUCUGCCUCCGCUCCCUGAACAAGCUCUCCUCUUUCUCCUCGGCUGCUAGCAGAAAACCAAGAAAUCCACAAUGGAGGCCAUCAAGAAGAAAAUGCAGAUGCUGAAACUGGACAAGGAGAAUGCCAUAGAUCGCGCAGAACAGGCAGAAAUAGACAAGAAAGGUGCAGAGGACAAAUGCAAACAGCUGGAAGAGGAGCUCUUGGGCCUGCAGAAGAAGCUGAAGGGUGUGGAGGAUGAGCUGGACAAAUACUCAGAAUCACUGAAGGACGCUCAGGAGAAACUCGAGCAGGCCGAGAAGAAGGCCGCAGAUGCCGAGGCUGAGGUGGCGUCCCUGAACAGACGUAUCCAGCUGGUAGAGGAGGAGUUGGACCGUGCCCAGGAAAGACUCGCCACUGCGCUACAGAAGCUGGAGGAGGCUGAGAAAGCCGCAGAUGAGAGCGAGAGAGGAAUGAAGGUGAUAGAGAACAGAGCAACAAAAGAUGAGGAGAAGAUGGAGAUCCAGGAGAUGCAGCUGAAGGAGGCCAAACACAUCGCUGAGGAGGCUGACCGCAAAUAUGAGGAGGUGGCACGUAAACUGGUGAUUCUUGAGGGUGAGCUUGAGCGCUCUGAGGAGAGAGCUGAAGUGGCUGAGGCUCGAGUCAGGCAGCUGGAGGAGGAGGUUAAACUCAUGGACCAGAAUUUGAAAUCCAUGAUGGCCGGAGAGGAAGAGUACUCCACAAAGGAAGACAAAUAUGAAGAGGAAAUCAGAGUACUGACUGACAAACUCAAAGAGGCUGAAACGCGUGCUGAGUUUGCUGAGAGGUCUGUGGCGAAGCUUGAGAAGACCAUUGAUGAUUUAGAAGAGAAACUGGCCCAGGCCAAAGAGGAGAAUCUGAACAUGCACCAAGUGCUCGACCAGACCCUUCUGGAGCUCAACAAUUUAUAAAGAUAAAGUCUUACAGCACACUAAGCUUCCAGCGGGGCUUGACACACAUGCUUUCCAACUCUGGCCAUACGGAGGUGCAGCUCUUUGCUUUGAUAAGUGAAUGUCUUAGAGUCACACACUUGCCAUUUUCUUUCCAAACAACCCGAUGCAAACAACGUCUUGCAAUAGUAGCAAAGCCAGCAGUAUGUUAAACAAAUCAUUUACUUGGAUUUGUAGUAUUUGUAAUGAAUCCAUUGUGAUCUUCUAAUCUGAUUUAUUCUAAAUGUCAUGUUUACUGCAAAUGUUGUUUCCUCCAAAGUAGCUUUCUGACCUCAGCUUAAAAAAAAAAUACUGUAAUUCUCAGCGUUGGGUUUAAAAUACCAACAAUUGAAAUGAAGGUUUUCAUGUAAUGAAUUCACUUUUGAGGUUGCUGUUUUUUAAGCAUUUAUAUUGAUUUGUACCAAAAGGCACAGCUGUGAUUGUAACUAAUGUGUCAUACACACGUCAAUCAUAUCACCAGAAUUGUAAUAUGAAUGGUUCAGUAUGCAGUGCUGCAAACUCGUGGCCUUUCAAUGAAUUUCGUUGUUUCAAAUGCAAUAUAUGUCAUUUACACGCAGAUCUCAUGUCCUGCUCCCAAGGAAGAGGGUCCAAACUUAAUUUGUGCUGAUAAGAUUUUGUGAAACAGCAACUGUAGGCAACACUAAAGCAUCUGUGAUGAUUAUAUAAAAUUGGGCCUGUAAGACAUGGCUUACAUUUUUGACAAAUGUUUGCAAACUUUUCUUCUGUCUGUUUGACAGAUCCGACCAAAUCUGUGAAGAAUAACAGUCAUGUAAUGAAGGUGAUAAUACUAAUACUAAUACUAAUUAUAGGGUUGGAUGAGAUUGCUGAAGCUAUGUUAUUAAUUCUUUGUUAUACAUGUGAAAGAAUGUAAUGGAUUUGAUUAAUUAGGGAAAAUAUUUUUUACAUUGCUUAAAAGUCUUCUCUUUGUCUAACUCCCUCUAAUGCAAAUCACUAUGUAGUAAAUCCUAGAAGAGAAAAAAACAAAGCAUUAUAAAAGGGAAUAACAUACGGAUCAUUCUUGCACACAUUUUUAAAUAAUUCCUGCAAUUUUUAUGCAUCACCCAUUUAUGUAUCCUAUGCAAUUGUUUGAGCUGUUUGAUUAAAAUUAUUAAAACAUUGAAAAUAGAA
Labeo rohita (rohu) is the source of this 2164-nucleotide messenger RNA. RefSeq names its product tropomyosin 2 (beta) (gene tpm2). The coding region runs from base 143 to 997 and encodes 284 amino acids. The transcript is spliced from 9 exons. Gene Ontology annotation, biological process: muscle contraction; actin filament organization. Gene Ontology annotation, cellular component: actin filament. Lineage: Eukaryota; Metazoa; Chordata; Actinopteri; Cypriniformes; Cyprinidae. Gene Ontology annotation, molecular function: actin filament binding. The record is from RefSeq and is a predicted model, not a curated record.